Molecule: messenger RNA, 1981 nt
Organism: Aedes albopictus (Asian tiger mosquito)
Lineage: Eukaryota; Metazoa; Arthropoda; Insecta; Diptera; Culicidae
Product: juvenile hormone esterase
Exons: 5
Coding region: 156-1910 (584 amino acids)
Molecular function (GO): serine hydrolase activity
Source: RefSeq, a predicted model, not a curated record
CCUCACAGACAGCGCGUCGAGCUACACCCUUGCAGCAGGUGCGUAAGCGCGGCUCCGAGCCGAGCGUGACCAUUGAGGCAGAACGCGCCGCCGAUAAAAACGGCGCCAACCUUUGCUCGAACCUUUACUCAUCGUUUGGUCUACGCGUGGUGAAGAUGUUGCCGCCGACGACGACGACGGUGCAGCACGUGCUUUUCGCCGUUCUAUCGCUAGCUGCUAUCGGUACCGCACCGGUCCGCGCUUACAACAAUGCAUCUUCUGCGAUCGUUAGUGAAUUCCCGGAGUACGCGAAAUAUCCACCGAAGCCACUCGUUUGUAUUGCCAAUGGUUGCCUAAUAGGAACCGACAAGAACGGGCUCGAGAAUGCCCAAUUUGAGGCGUUCUUUGGGAUCCCGUACGCUAAGCCUCCACUGGGGAAGCUUAGGUUCAAAAAUCCAGUGCCAGCGGAACCAUGGAACGGGAACUACGAUGCAACGUACGAGCGCAGCAAAUGUAUCCAGAAGAACGACGCCCGGCCGCAUUCGCUAGUGGAGGGUAGUGAGGACUGCUUGUAUCUGAAUUUGUACAGACCUAAGUACAUCACCGACCCACUGCCAGUCAUCUUCUACAUCCACGGAGGAAGCUAUGCAUCUGGAUCAGCUUCAUUCACUGAGUUUGGUCCCGAACGGUUGAUGGACACCAGCAAAGUGAUCGUCGUGGUCAUCCAGUACCGUUUGGGAGUGUUUGGAUUCCUGUCCACUGAUGAUAGCUGCUCGCCGGGCAAUUACGGGCUCAAGGAUCAAAGCAUGGCACUACGCUGGGUUCAGAACAACAUCCAGAACUUUGGAGGCGAUCCAAAGCGGGUUUUGCUGGUAGGUCAAAGCGCCGGCGCCGCUGCAGUCCAGAUGCACAUGAUGUCUCCGUUGAGUCGAGGAACUUUCUCGAAAGCAGUCAGCAUGAGCGGAUCGGUACAUGCCUAUUGGAACUACAACAUUGACCAAGCCAGGGUGGCCAGGCGGCAGGCUGCUGUCAUCGGAAUACCCAAUCCGUACAAGAUAUCCACGGACAAAUUGGUAGAAGCUCUACGCUGGGUCGAUGCAUAUGAGUUGGGUAGAAGUAUCGAUCGCCUGAAGUAUUUCUAUGUGCAUCCAACUGGACUUUUCCAACCGGUCGCUGAGCAGUACGUUACAAAGGAAACGUUCCUAUCCGAAGAACCGCGGAAUCUUUGGGCAGCCGGCAAGUAUGAACAGAUUCCAUGGGUCACCGGAUUUUUACCCAACGAUGGAGCCGCAGAUUCGUUGGGAAUCAUCACAAAUGUGACCCUGUUGGAACAACUCAACCAGAAGUCUCGACGGUUUAUUCCUCGACUCGCUGGUGGAGAUGCGCAUAACAAAAGUACGCAGAUGUUGAAGGAACGCUAUUUUAGCGACGGAACCGAUGAAAACUGGUUAACCAGAGAUAAUUACUUGAAUCUCCAAGCUCUCCUAACAGAAUCAACCAUCACAUACGGUAUUGCAAUGAGCGUGAAACAGCACCAGGCUUUGAAAAACGCAAAGAAGGCGCCAAUCAGCGUUUAUUAUUUCAACUUCCACGGACGCUAUUCCAAUUCAUACGCCUAUACAUACACGGGAACCGACUUUGGAGUGUGUCAUUCCGAUGAGUUGCUGUACCUGUUCCGCAACAGCGCGCUGGUUCCGGACUACCAAGCCGGAUCGCCUGAGCUGAUAAUGGCCAAGGGUUUGGUCGAUUACUUCGUUAAGCUGGCUUAUGAUGGGAUAUCGGGGCCAUAUUGUAAGCAGAACGAUUGUCAGUUGUUGGAGUUUACCAAUUCGGACAAUCCGAAGGCACCGGUUGAGUUGAAUCUGGUCAACGGGUUCGACGAGGAAAUGUUCAAAUUUUGGCGGGAGUAUUAUCGAUUGCAAGGGAUAUGAAUACUCGCAUAGGCGUAAGUAACUGUUUUUGUUGUAAAUAUAUGAAUAAGUUCAAAAACUGUAAUUUUACG